Bombina bombina (fire-bellied toad) is the source of this 3653-nucleotide messenger RNA. Its product is annotated as membrane primary amine oxidase. The transcript is spliced from 4 exons. Lineage: Eukaryota; Metazoa; Chordata; Amphibia; Anura; Bombinatoridae. The coding region runs from base 43 to 2340 and encodes 765 amino acids. Gene Ontology annotation, molecular function: primary methylamine oxidase activity; quinone binding; copper ion binding. The record is from RefSeq and is a predicted model, not a curated record. Gene Ontology annotation, cellular component: plasma membrane. Gene Ontology annotation, biological process: amine metabolic process.
CAAAAGCUGCCUUUGCUUGUAACUCAUUCUGGCAAAACUACCAUGAACCUCAAGGCUGUCCUCAUUAUUUUAGCUUUGGCUCUUGCCACUAUAUUGGCUUUGGUGUGUGUUCUUCUCUCCGGAUCAUCAAAGUCCAAUAACAAUUGUAACUCUCAAAAACAACAUGGGAGUCUCAGGACCCAUGUUGGACAGCAAAAGUCAAAUGACCAAAGCUUUGUUUUUGCUGAUCUAGACCAAGAAGAAUUUUCCCAGGUUGUUAAGUAUCUACAGAAGAGCCUUGAUACAGAAUUGGUCAAUGCAGCUGAAGCCAGUCCUACAGAUAACUGCAUUUAUUACAUUGAUGUCAAAUAUCCUUCAAAGAAAGAGGUACUAGAUUAUUUAGAUAAAGGAGGCUCUAAGCCAAAACGUGAAGCGCUUGCUGUGGUUUUCUUUGGAGAUCAAAGAGAUCCAAAUAUUACCGAAUAUGUGGUUGGGCCUCUACCAAAUCCAACAUACCACACAGAUAUUACUUUAGAGAAAUAUAAACAUAAGCUACCUUAUUAUCGAAGACCUGUAAUCGGAAAAGAGUAUGUUGAUGCUUAUGACUUGGUGUAUAACAAGGAGUUUUCUACUACACCCAACUUUCUAAGUGAUGUUUUUGGCUAUGAUGGGACAAAUUUUGCAGCUCUCACAACAGUCCCAAGGGGAUUUAAAUCUGGAGACAGAAGCACAUGGUUUGUACUGUUUCACAAUGUGAGUGGCAGCUGUUUUGCAGUCUACCCAGUUGGAUUGGAGAUACUUGUGGAUCACAAAAGUUUGGAUGUUUCCAAAUGGAAAGUUACUAAAGUAUUCUAUAAUGGUGUAUAUUACUCAAACAUGGCUGAUCUAGAGAACCAGUACAAUGCUGGGAAAGUCAUAGUGGUAAAAAUGAGUCAUGUGCAACCAGAAGAUGAAAUUGGUUCUAUGAAUCCAAAAGUUACUCCAAUAUUUGGGGCACCCAUGCAGUUUGAACCAACUGGUGCUCGUUAUAUUAUCAAUAAAAAUCAGGUGACCUUCCAGUCAUGGAGCUUUGCCUUUGGGUUAAAUGUGAACUCAGGUUUACGUCUUUUUGACAUCAGAUUUAAUGGGGAACGUAUUGUUUAUGAACUGAGCACUCAAGAGGCCAUUGCAAUUUAUGGUUCUAACUCCCCUGGUGGGAUGAUCACAAGGUAUAUGGAUGGGAGCUUUGGUAUUGGAAGAUUUUCCUUUGAAUUGGUUCGAGGUGUCGAUUGUCCUUAUCUAGCAACAUAUAUUGAUGCCCACUACCUUAUGGAAUCUCAAACUUCUGAAACAACCAAGAAUGCCAUAUGUAUUUUUGAGCAAAACUCUGGUGUACCACUUCGUCGUCACUAUUCCAACAUGCACUCUAUGUAUUAUGGAGGACUUGCCAGUACUGUUUUGAUCAUUAGAGCUGUAUCCACUCUUAUUAAUUAUGAUUAUGUUUGGGAUUUUAUUUUUUACCAAAAUGGCGUAAUCGAGGCCAAAAUGCAUGCAACAGGUUAUAUCAGCACUUCAUUCUACUAUGCAGAUGGACUGGACUAUGGCUCAAAGGUUGGCAAAAACACCUUGGGGACCAUUCACACCCAUUUUAUCAACUACAAAGUUGAUAUGGAUGUUGGAGGAACUGAAAAUUCAUUUAUGACCCAAGACAUGAAGUUUAACCCCACAGAAAUCCCCUGGCAUCCAGAUACCACUAUACAGCGACCUAAGGUUGUACGUGAAGUGCUGAACACAGAAAAUCAAGCUGCCUUUGAGAUGAAUGCAAAGAUCCCUCGAUAUCUUCACUUCAUCAGCAACAAGACCAAUAAGUGGGGUCACCCUCGCUCCUACAGGAUCCAGAUGGUUAGCUUUUCUGGGGACUUUUUACCAUUGGAGAGUCCAGUAGAACAAUCAAUGGGAUGGGCCAGGUACAAGUUAGCAGUAACCAGACGCAAAGAAGACGAAAAAGAGAGUAGUUCCAUCUUCAACCAAAAUGACCCUUGGUCUCCAAGUGUGAAGUUCUCCGAUUUCGUAAAUAAUGAGACAAUCAAGAAUGAGGAUCUAGUAGCAUGGGUUACUGCUGGUUUUCUUCAUAUUCCACACUCAGAAGACCUUCCUAACACAGCUACACCUGGAAAUGGUGUUGGCUUUUUUCUCAGACCUUACAACUACUUUGAUUUGGAUCCUUCUAUCUACUCAUCAGAUGGAGUAUACUUCAGAAGUGACCAGGACUACACCUCAUGUGAGGUCAAUCAAAUUGCCUGCUUGUCCAAGACUGCUUCUUGUUCACCCAAUAUCCCACCUUUCACAUACAAUGGUUUCAAGUAUGUUGUGAAUUUGUAAGGUAACAGGUACUUCCAGAAGCAGAAGGACUUAGCAAGGUUCAUUUGCAGACAUAUAUUUUAUAAUCUAUAUUAUUUGUAUCUACUGUUUAUACUGGAUAAUGAAAACUGUUAAGAACUGAAUUUCUAUCAAACCCUAUCAAAUUAUAGUUAUAAACUGUUUAUAUUACAUUGGAAGAGCUUGACACCAAGAUCCCACUGGAGUAUAAUUUAUCAGCAUUUCCUUCAUAGGUAGAAAUGUAUAAUAUUUGAACUAGAUCUGUUUGCGCAUGAUUCAGUUAAUUCUCAUUUACAUCUGCUUCACAUUGAGAUAAGGAUUGUAUUUUCAGAAAAAAGGUGACAGGUACAAAACAAGUUUUGGAAAAGAUAUGUAUUCCCUUGAGGUAGCACAGGGGCAUGAAGAAAGUAACAGGCCUGGGGAGGUAAACUGCAGAAUAUAAAGAAAUAAUGCUAUCAAAGAGGUGAUAUAGAACAGACCUUUUACACACUGCAAUACAAUAUUAAUACAUCUUAUUAGUGUGUCAUGGGUCAGAUAGUGCAUGCAAUUUGUUGAAAAUCAUACCAAGUAGGCUCAGGAGCAGGAAUGCACCCUGUCAUUGGCUGACCAGAUGUGUUUAUCUAGCUCCCAGUAGUUCAUUGCUGCUCUAGAGCUGAUUUUAACUAUGUGUUUAACCUCUUUGCAUGGUUAAAGACAUAGGGGUUGAUCAAAUUCUAUUGUUUGAAAACUUUUGUCAUGUAAAUAGCCUUUUCUGAUGUCCCCCCAAUCUCAAACAGAAAUUUUCCGUUUAUUGGCAGCACCUUUUUCAAUAAAGAUUUGGUAAAAAAUUUUUUUACCUAUACUUAACAUCUGCUUGGCAGAUCACAAUGCAAAGUGUCAAUAUGUAACUAUACCCCUAUACUAAUAAUGCCUCUUAAAGACAUACACACAUAUCUCUAUGAUUUUGUAUUCACAACAGAUUAAGGGCUAGAUUACAAGUGGAGCACUAGCUAAUGCUCCCGCUCAAGUGUUAACUGUGCUAGAAGUAAGCUUUUUGCGCAUGUCAGGUUGUGCUCUUAUUAUAAGUUGAAAGUAAACUGUUUUCACUCAAGGGCUAACCGAAUGCGAACAAAAAUCCAAACUUAGAAUAUUGCGCUCGCAAUAACGUAUUCCCCAAUAGAAGUUAAAGGAGCAAAAAAAGUGGAAAAGAGGCUACCACCAGUCAACUGCGCUAACCCAACAUGAAAAUAUGAAUAUUUCACAUUCCAAUGUUAUGCACAUAGCAGAAUAUGUUCUAUUUAUUCAUCAAAACAUAUUUCUACAUGUAUCUGAUGGUA